AUGGCCGGCGCUCCAGGCGGUCCCCUGGCUCCUCACGACCUCCUUCCUGAAAAGGAGCUAUCGUCUAGACGGCGUCAACUGGAGCCGCUCUACAACGUCCCUCCGGAUGUCCAGGAGGGAAGAGUCCUGACCGAAGACCCACGCGUUGAGGACCAGCAGCCGCGCACCGUGGCCAUGGCACCGUCGGGCGACGAUGCUCGUGACAGACCCUUGAAUUUGGCUGCAAUAUACAUCGCCCGGAGCAAUGCGGCGCACAUCUUGGCCCUGUUCGACUCGCCGGGGACAGAGCAAUACGUGUGGAGCGAGUGCAUUCGCCACUACUACACGUACUGCACUCCCCCGGUGGUCAUGUUCAACUACGACACGAAACAGAGUGCGUGCGUUCCAACAACAGCGGCCAGCUAUGCAACCACGGCGCUAACCUAUUCGGUAGCAAGAAACCAUGACUGGGGAACUGCCUGCAGCCCGACCGUGUCUACGGCAUGUUCUUUGGGAAUGCCCUCUUGCAGCCCUACACCGGGCGAGACCUCGCCCCCAACAUGUGGUCCUUCGAAUGGAGCAUGUGACAGCCGCGUCUCGUUUCUCGCUGAGAACAGCCCAUGGACCCAUCGUGGAGUCUGCAAGUCGUACCACGAAUUUGGAAUGAGUCGAGUCUGGCCACGGUUGUCGAAACAAAGUGGGCCAGAGUGUACUGGAAGACGAAGCCGCCCCGCCUCAAGCACCUCCCACAUCCCUUCUUUUUGGUUUCCCAGGCGGAAGGCAGCGCGAGGUGUGUCAACGCCUCUGCCGUGACACUGUUCGCCGGCGCUGCCUCAUAGGAUGCACCCCGUCCCGCCCACUGGUGGCCAGCGUAGAGCCCAAUCCCGUACUUAGCCCGGUAUAUUCGGGCUAUGUUAUGUUUAGUUCAUGACGGUAUUUUCGCCACGCGUCAAUAAAAAGGCAGUGG
Messenger RNA from Dermacentor andersoni, 946 nucleotides. RefSeq lists its product as uncharacterized. The record is from RefSeq and is a predicted model, not a curated record. NCBI's taxonomy places the organism in Eukaryota, Metazoa, Arthropoda, Arachnida, Ixodida, Ixodidae.